GAAACUCUCGAAAAUCUUCUGGUUCCCACGCGGGCACGGCCGACGACGACGAGGACUCCGAUACCGCGGAAACCGAUGGAAGAAGAACGAGACGGCGAAAGCUAUUCUCCCGAUGGCGAAGAAGCUACCUUACGACUAAACGGCACCGAUACAGUAAUCGAAGAAGCUACUGAGACGGAGGCGCAGUCGAGCUCCGGCGAACAUCAUUAUUCUUACUGGUCUUCAGUUAGGUUUGACGUUCCUCCACAAAGAAGCUACCAUUUCUCUGCACAGUUCAGAGAUUCUCCUUACUCGAACAACUUCCUCAAAGGCGUCAAAUGGUCUCCUGAUGGCUCGUGCUUUCUUUCAAGCUCAGAGGACAAUAAGCUGCGGCUGUUUUCCCUACCAGAUUAUUACGAUGGCUGUGAUCCAUCUGCCUACUCUGUAGGUUCUGGUACAGAUUCUUAUGGUGCAAGCGUUGUUGUGGACGAGGGGGAGCCCAUCUACGAUUUCAGUUGGUAUCCCUAUAUGAGUUCCUCAGAGCCUGUUAGCUGUGUGUUUGCUACUACUACUCGUGAUCAUCCAAUUCAUCUGUGGGAUGCUACUUCUGGCACGUUGCGUUGCACGUACCGUGCUUAUGAUUCCGUGGAUGAAAUUACUGCUGCCAUUUCAGUUGCUUUUAAUCCUGAUGGAACCAAGAUAUUCGCUGGAUAUAACAAGUGUAUCAGAGUGUUUAAUGUUCAUCGCCCCGGUAGAGAUUUUAAACAGCACUCAACCCUUAAAGGAAACAAGGAAGGACAAACAGGGAUAAUAUCUGCCAUUGCAUUUUCUCCGUCUCAUAAUGGGAUGUCAGCCAGUGGUUCAUUCAGCCAGACAACUGCUAUUUCAAGAGAAGACAAUAUGGAAUUCUUGUAUAUACUUCAUGGACAAGAAGGUGGGAUUACACAUGUAGGUCGGAACUCCAUUGUUGAUGCCUCAAUUUGAACUAUGGGAUCAAUAAUCAGGACCCGUAUAUCAUUUGCUGGGAUGUAAGGAAGGCUGUUGACGUUUUUUAUAAGCUGUACAAAUCCUUGGCACAAACCAAUCAGCGGAUAUAUUUCGACAUUGAUCCAGUUGGCAGGCAUCUUGCAACCGGUGAUGAGGCUGUACAGGUCCGCGGCACAAACCAAUCAGCGGAUAUAUUUCGACAUUGAUCCAGUUGGCAGGCAUCUUGCAACCGGUGAUGAGGCUGUACAGGUCCUCGGCACAAACCAAUCAGCGGAUAUAUUUCGACAUUGAACCAGUUGGCAGGCAUCUUGCAACCGGUGAUGAGGCUGUACAGGUCCUCGGCACAAACCAAUCAGCGGAUAUAUUUCGACAUUGAACCAGUUGGCAGGCAUCUUGCAACAGGUGAUGAGGAUGGCUUGGUUCACAUCUAUGAUCUACAAACCAGACAUGGUAAAUUGCAUCUCUUUCCAUCCAUUCCUGCCUAGGGCUGUCUCUUCAUCUGGUCACCGACGGUUUCAAGGCCCCGAUGAAGAAGAUGGCAAUUGUCAACUGAGCGAUAAUGUAAACUGUGCGGACAUUAUCGUGUGAUUCUUCAGCAGUUGAAACGAGGCACAUCAAUGAAUCUCAAGAUGCUUGAGAGUCAUUUUGUACAUUUAGCUGUUUUAACUUUCUUGCCCUAAUUUUGAUGGUUCAAUUUGGUUGAAAGUGGCUGAACUUCAGUGUUGGUAUUAAUAUUUUUUAUUAUUAUUAUGGUAUUUUUGUUUAUAAUUUCGACCAUGACAUUGUAUGGUUCAUAUGUUUAAUUGUCCUAUGGAUUGUAGUUGAUUCUUGGAGGGUUUCA
Linum tenue is the source of this 1807-nucleotide messenger RNA. The record is from the annotation of a GenBank genome assembly. Lineage: Eukaryota; Viridiplantae; Streptophyta; Magnoliopsida; Malpighiales; Linaceae.